AUGAUCUUGCUGGAGAUCAACAAUAGAAUUAUAGAAGAAACUUUAUCAGUUAAAUAUAAAAAUGCACUGGCGCGUUUAAAGCCAGAGUCCAUAGAUGUGACCGUUGCAGAUUUUGAUGGGGUCCUUUUUCAUAUAUCCAAUGUCAAUGGAGAUAAAACCAAAGUUAGGGUUAGUAUAUCAUUGAAGUUUUACAAGCAAUUAGAAGAACAUGGAGCUGAUGAACUGCUCAAACGAGUGUAUGGACCACUUCUCACCGAGGCGGAGACAGGUUACAAUGUAUCAGUGUUACUGGACAUGGAAAAUAUUCCGGAAGACUGGGAAACAGUGGUAAAGAAGGUUGGUUUACUGAAAAGGAACUGCUUUGCAUCUGUGUUUGAGCGCUACUUCAGGCUGCAAGAGGAUGGUGAAGUUGGACACAAGAGGGCUGUCAUUAACUAUCGACAAGAUGAAACACUUUAUGUAGAAGCACAAGAAGAUCGGGUAACAGUCGUUUUUUCCACCGUGUUUCGACAUGAAGAUGAUAUGGUCAUUGGCAAAGUGUUUAUGCAGGAACUGAAGGAGGGAAGAAGAGCUUCACAUACUGCCCCACAGGUUCUAUUCUCCCAUAAAGAGCCCCCAUUAGAGCUUGUGGACACAGAUGCCAAAGUAGGGGAUAACAUCAGUUAUGUUACAUUUGUACUGUUCCCGCGACACACAUGCGAAGCUGCCCGUGACAACACUAUUGACCUGCUCCAUAUGUUCCGGGACUACUUGCACUAUCACAUUAAGUGCUCUAAGGUGUACGUGCAUUCACGCAUGCGCGCCAAGGCCGGUGAGCUGCUAAAGGUGCUGAAUCGUGCGCGCCCGCAAUCCACCACACGCCCCACCGAACGGAAAACGAUCACAGGGAGAACUUUUGUGAGGCGAGAUUGA
This is a messenger RNA of Leptosia nina, 912 nucleotides long. The record is from the annotation of a GenBank genome assembly. NCBI's taxonomy places the organism in Eukaryota, Metazoa, Arthropoda, Insecta, Lepidoptera, Pieridae.